AUGAAAGGAAACGAAAGGAAAAUAUGGCUUGCUAAUAGUAUUUACACCACAGGGAAGCAAAUAAUCCUCCUCCAAGCAUCGCUUGCCCUCGUUCAAAAUCCUACGGCCUACGCCCAACCCUUAAAGCCAGAUCCGUUUGAAAGGCUGCCAUAUGACUCUGCUGCGCUCAAGGGUCUCGAAGUCUUGUCUCAGAACACGAGGUCUCAAUUGACACGGAAGAAGGAAAUGUCCGCUUUAGCUAGACAUUACGGCGUAAAUGAGGUUAUGAGAUGGGUACCAAGAAUGCAACACGACCUGACUGAAUCUGGAGUUGACACGAUAUACACCCAUGCCAUGUACGCAAUCAUUGGAGCCAUUGCACUCGAACACGGAAGUAAAGUUGCAAACGAGAUCGUCCGCGAUAGAAUCCUGAAGCCCUUGGGUUUCCAAAUCGGCGGAAACGCUUGA
Trichophyton verrucosum HKI 0517 is the source of this 447-nucleotide messenger RNA. RefSeq lists its product as uncharacterized. Gene Ontology annotation, molecular function: ribonuclease III activity; structural constituent of ribosome. Gene Ontology annotation, cellular component: mitochondrial large ribosomal subunit. Lineage: Eukaryota; Fungi; Ascomycota; Eurotiomycetes; Onygenales; Arthrodermataceae. Bases 1 to 447 code for a protein of 148 amino acids. Gene Ontology annotation, biological process: RNA processing; mitochondrial translation. The record is from RefSeq and is a predicted model, not a curated record. The transcript has 2 exons.